This is a messenger RNA of Anarrhichthys ocellatus (wolf-eel), 2006 nucleotides long. RefSeq names its product sodium channel protein type 2 subunit alpha-like. Gene Ontology annotation, molecular function: voltage-gated sodium channel activity. The record is from RefSeq and is a predicted model, not a curated record. Gene Ontology annotation, cellular component: voltage-gated sodium channel complex; plasma membrane. The coding region runs from base 9 to 1925 and encodes 638 amino acids. The transcript is spliced from 12 exons. Gene Ontology annotation, biological process: neuronal action potential; sodium ion transmembrane transport; membrane depolarization during action potential. NCBI's taxonomy places the organism in Eukaryota, Metazoa, Chordata, Actinopteri, Perciformes, Anarhichadidae.
UGGUGAAGAUGGUGAUGAUGAUGAUGAUGAUGGUGAAGAUGGUGAUGAUGAUGAUGAUGAUGUAUUUCAGAUUCGUGGCGGGGUUUGUAGACCUUGGCAAAGUUUCUGUGCUGAGGACAGUUCCUCUAGUCCUAAAGAUCAUCACAGUCAUCCCAGGUCUGAAGACCACGGUCGGAGCUCUCGUCCAAUCACUGAAGGGACUCGCUAGCGUCCUCGUUCUGACGGUGCUCGUCCUCAGCGUCUUGGCUGUGACUGGUCUGCUGCUCUUCAUGGGAGAUCUCAAGAGCAAAUGUGUCAUUUGGCCUGAUUCUAAUAUCACUUUCCACGAUAUGACUACAGACCCUGUGAACUAUUACUUCCUGCCCGGUCAGCGCGACGCUCUGGUGUGUGGAAACAGCUCUGAUUCUGGGCGCUGUCCGGAGGGCUACACCUGUCUGAAGGUGGGAAACAACCCAAACAACGGCUACACCAGCUUUGACUCGUUUGGGUGGUCUCUGAUGUCUGUGGUCAGACUGCUGAGCAAAGACUUCCUGGAGAGCCUGGUGCAGUUGACGUUACAAGCAGUGGGUAAAGCCCACCUGACCUUCUUCGUGCUCGUCUUCUUCCCCGGCUGCUUCUUCGUCCUCAGCCUCGCUGUGGCGGUCGUUGCCAUGGCGACCAGUGAGCGGGAGGAAGCCGGCGUCGCCGAGCUCAAACGGAGAGAAGAAGAGUUCCGUCACAUCCUGGAAGCGAUAAAGAGGAGAGAAGAAGAGGAGCAAGAAGCCUGCAGGGCGGCGCUCUCACCGGAGUCUGGUGGUGGAAACAAAGGGAGCAUGGAAGAGGACCAGAGGUCGUGUUCUUCCUGCUGGUUUGUCUUCGCCAACUUCCUCCUGAAAUGGAACUGUUGUGGCUGCUGGCGGCGGCUCAAACAGCGGCUCUACAUCUUCAUCACAAGCCCGUUCUUCGACCUCGGGGUCGUCAUCUGCCUCAUCGUCAACAUCGUCUUCAUGUGUUUGGAGCAUUAUCCAAUGACGGAGCGCUUCGACAGGACGCUGACUGAAGCACAGCUGGUCUUCACAAUGAUCUUCAUAGCUGAGAUGUUCCUCAGAGUCGUGGCCAUGGACCCGUACGGAUACUUCCAGGUGAGCUGGAACGUCUUUGACAGCAUCAUCGUCUUCAUCAGCCUGCUGGAGCUGUCUGUCUAUGACAGUCUUCGCUGGUUAUUAGUGAUGAGAGUGUUCAGGCUGGCCAGGUGGUGGCCGUCCUUCCACAUGUUGAUAAAGAUCAUCGGGACCUCGUUGAGGGCUCUGAGGAACCCGACCCUCCUUCUGCUCAUCAUGGUCUUCAUCUUCAGCGUGGUCGGCAUGCAGCUGUUCCAGCAGGACUACAAAGACCACGUCUGUCGCAUCUCAGCAGACUGCCUUCUUCCUCGUUGGCAGUUUACGGACUUCUUCCACUCGUUCCUCGUCGUCACCAGGGUCCUGUUUGGAGAGUGGAUUGAGAUCACCUGGGACUGCAUGGAGGUCUCGGAUAAGACCACGUGUCUGAUCUUCUUCUCGAUGUUCCUCGUCAUCGGAAACCUGCUGGUCCUGAAUCUGUUCCUGACCUUGCUGCUGAGCUCGUUCAGCACUGUUUGUCUGCUGGAUCCAGAAGAAGAACAACGCAUCCUGCAGAUCACUAUCAGGCGGAUCAAGAGGGCUUUGGGGACUUUACUGGGAAAGAACACACAUGUGAACCCAGACCACCCAGAGGUAGACAAGAAGGAAGUCACCAGGAAGAAGUAUCUGGACUUUACCUCUGUGGCCUCAAAGCCGCCGGUGUCAGAGGUCAAGGACCUCAACGGUGACCAUGGAUCCCAGAGGGUCCCCACCGCUGGGUCCAAGAAAGCCUCUGAAGAGGAAGAAGAGAAAAAAGUAAACUGUUUUCAACGAUAUUUAACUUCAUAAUAUAGACAGUUCACAUGCUAACCCAGCAGGUCUUAAUCCCUGUAGUGAUGCUGACCCAGCAGGUCUUAGUCCCAGUAGUGA